This is a messenger RNA of Pelmatolapia mariae (spotted tilapia), 5079 nucleotides long. It is a transcript of the gene elk4, whose product is annotated as ETS transcription factor ELK4. Gene Ontology annotation, biological process: cell differentiation; regulation of transcription by RNA polymerase II. The transcript has 6 exons. The record is from RefSeq and is a predicted model, not a curated record. Lineage: Eukaryota; Metazoa; Chordata; Actinopteri; Cichliformes; Cichlidae. Gene Ontology annotation, molecular function: DNA-binding transcription factor activity, RNA polymerase II-specific; sequence-specific DNA binding. Gene Ontology annotation, cellular component: nucleus. The coding region runs from base 216 to 1658 and encodes 480 amino acids.
GAACGCGACAUUAUUUCCUGUUCAGAGGAUAUCUCGUCAGUGGGAGCCAAAUACAGUUUAAUGUGUUUGAUGUUCAGGCAUUUGCUUGACGUUCUGUUUGAAACUUGUUUCCUGAGCUAUGGUCGCAUAGAAAGCCCUCCGGAAAUGUUUGGGGAAUAUUUCGAUGCGGCUCGACGACUCGGAAAUUCAGCGGGCUCCGCGAGCGAGUGAGAGACAUGGACAACUCCGUCACCCUGUGGCAGUUCCUGCUUCAGCUUCUGUUAGAUUCCAACAAUGAGCAGCUCAUCUGCUGGACCAAUGACGAAGGGGAGUUCAAACUGCUGCAGGCUGAGGAGGUGGCCCGGCUGUGGGGAGCCCGCAAGAACAAGCCCAAUAUGAACUAUGACAAACUGAGCAGGGCACUCAGAUACUACUAUGACAAGAACAUCAUAAAGAAGGUGAAUGGUCAGAAGUUUGUCUAUCGCUUCGUGUCCUAUCCUGACAUCCUCAAAGGAGACGUCACUCGAGCAGAGGGCGUGGAUGCGGGCGCAGGGGGUACCACUCCACUAUCGAAGAGGGGAGACGACAUUGUGCAGGAGGCCGAGUCUGGCGACAGAGCCAGGGUGGGAAUUAGCGCAGCAUCACUUGCCUCCAGCACCAAGCAGUCGAACCGUAAUGACUACAUUCACUCUGGCAUGUACACGUCCUUCACGCUCAACUCGCUGCAAAAUGGACGGCAGCUCUUCAAGUCCAUCAAAAUAGAGAAUCCAGCAGAGAAGAUGGCUGAGAAGAGGGCUGUCACUGCCGCUUCACAGGGCCAGGAGACGCUGCCUCAAACACAGCAACCCACUGCUUUGCCCUCGGUCAUCAAGUUUGGGAACACCCCUCAAAAACCAGCACCAGCACUGCCUCCUCAGGUUGCUAUAGAGCCCGGCCUCAUGCCCAGCCCCUUGGAUUCUCUUCAAACUCCUCCCCACAGGGCUGAAGACAUCAGCACACACUCCUCCCUGCCACCACAGACCAUUUACUCAUUCGAUAACAUCCGCCCAUCAGAACCAACGUUCAGCCUCCCAGAUCUGACCUCAACCAGCCCCUCGCCCAAUCUAGUGCCAGACUCUUCCCAGGAGCUGGUGAUUGACAGCGACAUUGAGUCUGGAUCUUCUCAGCCCACAGACGCUCAGGCACCGGAGCCCACAAAUUCUCAGGCACAGAAGAAGCAGAUGGAGAGCAGCGUUGUCCUGUCUGGAGAUGAGACCAGCAUGUUGGACACUGAAACCAGUUCUUCCUCAGUGAGCAGCAGCACCACAGUCAGCACCCAGAGCUCAGGAAAGGCACGCAAGCCCCCCAAAAUCCUGCAGAUCAGCCCGCCAGCUCUGCUCGUCACUGCCUCUGACUUCUCCCCCAUGAAUCUCUGCAGCCCCUCACUGCCUACUGCCUCGCUCACACCAGCAAUGCUUCAGACUCCAACGCUUCUGCUGACUCCAAGCCCGCUUCUCUCCAACAUCCACUUCUGGAGCACGCUCAGUCCGGUCGCUCCACUCAGCCCAGCCACGCGACGCCAGGGAGGCCACCUGUUCCAAUUUCCGUCGGUCGUCACCCCCCAGUUCCAGAUCCCAGUGCACAGCAUGGACGGGACCAACACACCUGGCCCCAUUUCACCGGACCCUCAGAAAACAUAGGAGUAGCCCGUCUCCUCCUAUCCUCAGUAACAACACAUUUGGACCCAGAAAGCCAGACACCCACCCUUCUCCCGCUCCUACUCCACCUUCUCCACCCACAUCCAGGACGAUGAUGUGAGAGCUGAGUGUUUAUUUCACAUCACUCUGGUGCUUUGAAGUUCUCUGCCACAGGAUUCACACUACACUCAGGUGUGUGGAGAAGUGUCGGCAGGCCUGCUGUGUGACUGCUUUGCUGUGCUCGUUUAUUUUCAUCUUCACUAUUAUCUUAAUAAUACCAACACACUUAAACGGAGUCUGGCUUUUUUGGGGCUCCUUGUGUCACAAAAGUUGAAAGAAAGUUGUUUUUUGAAAAACCUUUUUUAUGGAAGCAGAUAUGCACAUGGACUGAACCCUCAGCAGCCGCAGUCUGCUUCAUACCUGGACACACGGAGCAGCUGAAUCUUUCCUUUUGUAGACUCAGACCUUCUUUUCUCGUGCUAAAGUGUUCUUGCCAAACACGACAGAUUUCACCGGGCCUGCUCACAGUGAUUCUGUUUGUUUUUGUGCUCAGUCCUUAACUUUUCCUCUAGUUUAAAGGAUUUACUUCAACCUGCAUGUUUACCUGCAGCCCCUCUAUCUUUUAGCCAGGUCUCAACACAAAUUUAAAUGUUAAGCCUUGCCUCAGCUGCUCUGUCUUAUCGUGACACGUGGCCAUAAUCCAAGCUGAACCAUGAACCUUGCCUCGGUGUAUCAGCUCUAGUGUAUAGUGCAUCUCCAGUAGAAUAGGUCUGAAAGCCAGCAUGAGCUGGUCUGCCUCCGGUUGGUAAAGCUUUCACGUGGGAAUGAAAGAAAGCGAAGCCAUAACUCUUUCUCCAAGCAACGACAAAUCCUUCAUUUGUAAUUCAGGCAUCAUGUUAACGGCUCUUACCAUAAGUGUCUCAAACAAACUAUGUAAGAGAAAAGCCGAGAGAAAAUAAGGACUUCAUUGCAUAGCAGCCACUCUACUGCCACUCCAGCAGAAACCGCUAAAGCUCAGUGAUUAACAUGCAUAACGUUAGUUCAGUAUGGAUGAAAGCUCACCUGUGCCAACACCACUUUAUCAUUAUCUGAUGUAGUUAUGCAAAAGACAGGUGAUGUGGAGAAGUCUCCAGUACUUUACAGCAUUAAAAUGUAUGUUUACAGCCUCUUGUUUCCUAACACUGAGGCUUCAAAAUGUUUAAACCAAAACCAAUUGGCAAUGUCGUGGAGACUGUUUCCAUCUUUUCUGUACAAUUUGUUUAACAUGCCAAAAUCUAGUAAAAAUGACAGACAUGAUAUAUACUGGGUUAUUCUGUCAGCUGAGGUGGUGUUUUUAAAGACGUAAUAUCUUUGAGCAGAUGUAUUAUUUAAUUUUGGUGGGAGCUGAAACCAGACGGAUUCUUCUCCCAGGAAACAUUCCCAGCAGCUUUUACAGUCUCACUGAUAUCUGACUUGUUGCUUGGCGUGUCAGUGCUGUUGUUGGUUAGACUCUUGCCAUCCCAGCAUUGGCUGUUAGUCAUCUGAACAUGCAGUGAUGAGCCAAAGCAUUUAUGGUCACCCCUCAUCAUAUGCUAAUGAACCUUCAUGUGCCACAGCGCACACCUGCUGUGUUGGGGAUUAUAUCAGACCGUUGAAUGUGGUUUGUUGGUUACUACCCCACACGCCAGCCUUGGUGUUCCAUUUGUGUUGUCGCUGGCCAUUGUAAGAGCUAUCUGCUUGUUUCUCCAAGAUUUAGUAGUUUGCAGUUUGCUCACAGUACCUUUAAACACACCCCAGAUUAUUCUCUCUUCAUGAGAGCAGCCAUCAUGUUGUGGCUCAUCUGCAGAAAAGCUCCUUCCCCCUUAGAACCCUCUAUUCGCUGAUCAGCCAUGAGAGGUUUGCACCUUCUUUGCCACUGAUUUUAAAGCCAUACGUCUGAGUGACAGACUGAAACCCCAAAGGUGGUAAAUCCCACCUUUCUACGCUAAACAUGCAAAUUGUACAUGACAUGUUUACACAAUACUUGGAUAAAACACACUGAAGUUUGUGUUUUUACCAGACUUUGCACCCCAGGGAUGGAUGUUGGGGAGUGGGGGAACUUACUGCUCAUUUCUGCUCAACUAACAGACCCCACUGUCCAUCAGAGUGAUAUAUGGUGCCUUACCACAGCCGCGCCCACGUUUCUCCCGAUACUGGAUGGAGGUAAAGUGAUGGAACAGUAUACCACAGCUCUCCUCUUCGCUUUUAUGCCAUAUCUUAGACCAAACCCCAGAAGUUUGGAGUAAAACUUCACCAGGGAUGUUUUGUGCACAAGCACACUGCAGCUCAAAUGUGCCGCAGUGACCUUCUGGAUGCUUUACUGUACAUACGGACAGCAACAUGCACAGCAUGUAAAAUGUAAUCAGGCCGUGUAUUAAAGUUGGCAGCCAUGUCUGUUUCCAGCCUGCUUCUCAAUGUUCUACUCAGAAAGUAUAUGAAUAUAUAUAGAAGACCUGUUUAAGCUUUUGUUUGUGUGUAAUCUCCUUUAUUUUCCUGUAACACAAAUAGAAUUUUAAGAUUAAUUUCUAUUUUUGUAAUGGCCAAGUAGUUAGAUGUCUCCUAUGUUGGGUUUUCUGAUUUAAUGUUCUCUCUGUGCAUGUGUUUCCUCUUGUGGAUUUAGGAGGAGGUGGCAAUGACAGCCCGUGGCAAUGUUGGCCAUUUUUUUUGUUUUGUUUUGUAGGGAAUCAAAGCCUUAUGGGAUAAAUCUAAAUCUGCGUUUUCUAUGUUAUGUGUUUUGAUAAUAGUGCUGAUAUUGUAAAUGCAGAUGUUGUGAUGAAACGUUUGCACUUAAAUCUUCGGGGUUCCUGUAGUAUUGGAUUCUGUCACUUUUCUAUGCCUCAGAGUUGCUCUUUGAAAUGUUGUUUGCUUACUGAGAAAUGUCUAUUUUCCCAAAGGGAGGAAACAAUUAUGCACUUGGUAUUUUAUAUGGCAAACAAGAGUUUAAUCUUUUACAGUGUAUCAAAUACAUUUACAAUAAUUUGUAAUCAGGCACUGCCACUUAAUAUUUAUUUGUAUGACUUUAUACCCAAUAGAAUUGGUAAGCUAUAUUGCAUAUUUUUGCAGUAACUUUAAUGAAAAAAAAUCUAUGAAAUAGCUGGAACGUGACCUCAACCUCAACUCCAUUUAAAAUUCCUCUUGGCCUUUUAUUCACCGACAUAGUUGUUUUUGUAUUUUGUUUUUUCUGAUUUGAUUUGAUUUUCUUCCCCCCUUGACUUUUCCUUCAAAUGUAAAAUCUUGUUUUGGACAAAUUGAGCCCCUUCUUGCUUUGUAUUGUCCAGUUCUCCAACUGUUUGAUGCUUUUUUCAAAUGUUUACAAGCUGCUUGUCUUAAGUGGCGUAUUGAUGUGCGAGGAAGUGUUUAUAUCAAAAGAGUUAGGUGAGACCAAUAAUAAAAGAUCUCUAACUGA